Messenger RNA from Procambarus clarkii (red swamp crayfish), 732 nucleotides. Lineage: Eukaryota; Metazoa; Arthropoda; Malacostraca; Decapoda; Cambaridae. The record is from RefSeq and is a predicted model, not a curated record.
AUGCGUCGAAAGCAGACAAUAGACGACGAUCACUACAGCAAGGAGUGUAAAUACAGCAGCAGGAGACACUACAGCAAGGAGUGUAAAUACAGCAGCAGGAGACACUGCAGCAAGGAGUGUAAAUACAGCAGCAGGAGACACUGCAGCAAGGAGUGUAAAUACAGCAGCAGGAGACACUGCAGCAAGGAGUGUAAAUACAGCAGCAGGAGACACUACAGCAAGGAGUGUAAAUACAGCAGCAGGAGACCCUACAGCAAGGAGUGUAAAUACAGCAGCAGGAGACCCUACAGCAAGGAGUGUAAAUACAGCAGCAGGAGACACUACAGCAAGGAGUGUAAAUACAGCAGCAGGAGACCCUACAGCAAGGAGUGUAAAUACAGCAGCAGGAGACACUACAGCAAGGAGUGUAAAUACAGCAGCAGGAGACACUACAGCAAGGAGUGUAAACACAGCAGCAGGAGACCCUACAGCAAAGAGUGUAAAUACAGCAGCAGGAGACCCUACAGCAAGGAGUGUAAAUACAGCAGCAGGAGACACUACAGCAAGGAGUGUAAACACAGCAGCAGGAGACCCUACAGCAAAGAGUGUAAAUACAGCAGCAGGAGACACUACAGCAAGGAGUGUAAAUACAGCAGCAGGAGACACUACAGCAAGGAGUGUAAACACAGCAGCAGGAGACCCUACAGCAAAGAGUGUAAAUACAGCAGCAGGAGACACUACAGCAAGAUAUAA